Molecule: messenger RNA, 1800 nt
Organism: Naumovozyma dairenensis CBS 421
Lineage: Eukaryota; Fungi; Ascomycota; Saccharomycetes; Saccharomycetales; Saccharomycetaceae
Gene: TAH11
Product: Tah11p
Exons: 1
Coding region: 1-1800 (599 amino acids)
Source: RefSeq, a predicted model, not a curated record
AUGUCAACCCAAAAUACUAGAAAACAAACGAUACCCAUUAUCGAUCUAGAUAAAAUCUCACAAGAAGAUGAACUCUUACCAGUGGUACGAUCUAUAUUAUUGUACACUGACACUUUCUUAUUGAAGAAUUAUGCUAAUAAAUCCUCGUUAGAUUCAUUAAUCUCACAUCUAAAUGACAGUAAUAACGCCCCUGAUACCAAGCAACAAUUCGAUGCUAAUUUCACAGGAACUUUAUCCAUUAAUAAUGAUAUAUCAAUGGAACAAUACAUUUACAAUUCUGAACCUGAUUUGCAAUUUAACAGAACUGUUAACAACCCUUAUUUACAAAAAUUAUCUUCAAGAUUAUUUAAAGUCAGUCUAUUUUUCUCCCAAUUAUGUUUGAAAAGUAUAGUACAAAAUACAACUUUACAAAAUACUCUUUCAGAAACCAACUUCGCAACAAAAUUGACUAGGUAUCAUCACGAAAGAGGUAACUUAGAAAAAGUCUCAGUAAAUGGCGAAGAUUUCCAAUAUUUGUUCAAUCAUGAUUUUAUUAAUCAUACUUCAGCAGGUAUAUUAACUGUUUUCCCCAUUGCAAAGGGUAUUAAAUAUAAGCCCCCAACUGCAAGUAUAGAUGAUAAUCAGUGGACUUCCAUUGAUGAACCCGAUUGUUUAUUAUUUCAUACAGGAACUCUUUUAAGUACAUUGUCCAAUGGACUUCACUCCACAUCUCCAAUUCAAAUAGAUCCGUCAACAAAUCCAAUCCAUUUGACUAUAUUUCCUCCACUUAGUACACCAUUAAACGGAAACAAGAAAGUCUCAGCUGAGCUAUUAAGUCAACAAAUAAAAGAAUUUCCACAAGUCGCAGAAAAGUUUUACAAUAAACAAUCUCACCAACUAAUAUUACAACAAAAAUUAAAUCUCUAUAAACGUUUAUUCACCACAUCUGAGACUAUCCUAUCAUUAAAUUCAAUGUCUAGAGUAAGUAACAUUGCUCCUGAAUUACAUUCUUUAUUACCACAAAUGUCAAAUAUGAUGAACUUUAAAAUUGUCCAAGAUGAUUUCUUGAAAUUAUUGACUAUUUGGCCCCAAGCAUACAUCAUUGAGGCAAAUUCAAAAUGCGAAUUGGCUAUAAAAUUACCUCAAAUAGAUCCAUUAAUGGCUUUAUCCAAUAAAUCAAGAAAAUUACAAUUCGCAGAAAUGUGUGACUUAUGGUAUCUAAAUCAUUACGAUCUGGAUGUUGUCCCUAAGGAUGUACCGCCUCUUAAAGUAAAUAAAAGACGUGGAAGUAUUGACAAUGACAACAUGGACGUAUCGUCACCAUCAUAUCAAACGAAAAGAAUUCAAAGUCCUACAAAGCAGAAAAAUUACAUCCAUAAUAAGAAGGAACAAUUCAUCUAUAAAGAGAAACAACAUGAUUCUCAAUCCAAUUUAUUAGAUAGAUUAAGAGAACGUGAAAGAAGAUCCGCUGCAUUAUUAUCUGAAAGACAAAGAAAAUAUCAAGAAUUUUUAUCCGUUAAGAUGUCACAAGUUUUCAAAAUUUUAAUCUCAUUAAAUUGGAAUGAACCAUACACGGUAACUCAUUUGACUGAAUUGAUUGCGGAUAGUUUACAAAAUAGUAAUAAUCCCAUUGGUGAAUAUGAAGCAGAGGAAAUUAUUGAUAAAUUACAAUCUUUAUUAAGUGAUCAAAUUUCUUGCAUUGUUGUGGAAGGUGGAUUAAAAGUUUAUAAAUGGGAUCAAUUGAAAUCUGACAAAUUUGAAAGUGCUUUGAAUGAAUUUAAAGAGAAGGCACAUGAAACUAAUAUUCAUAUGGAUGUAUAA